Messenger RNA from Actinia tenebrosa (Australian red waratah sea anemone), 10010 nucleotides. RefSeq names its product basement membrane-specific heparan sulfate proteoglycan core protein. Gene Ontology annotation, molecular function: cell-cell adhesion mediator activity; calcium ion binding. Gene Ontology annotation, biological process: dendrite self-avoidance; axon guidance; homophilic cell-cell adhesion. Gene Ontology annotation, cellular component: plasma membrane; axon. Lineage: Eukaryota; Metazoa; Cnidaria; Anthozoa; Actiniaria; Actiniidae. The record is from RefSeq and is a predicted model, not a curated record.
CUGUGAGAAAUUGAUUAUCCGAAAUUUCAUAGCAAUUUAUGGAGACUUUUCAAUCUUGAACGUUUACUAGUCUAAGUUAAGAGCUUCUUCCAGUUUUAGUAAAAUGUUCUAUACUUUCUGCUAUGGAAUUUUGUUAACGAUUCUAUUACAUUCUGUUAAUCAAGCUACAAAUUCAAAGAUAAACUCUACAAGACUCCAUGUAGAUGUAACAUCAACCCCUUCUCUCUUCCCAGGCGAAACAAGCCUCGUAGUAGCCUCUGAACCAGACACUUUUUGUGAUGCUCACGAGUUUUUGUGCAAAAAUAAAAACUGCAUAAACAAAAUCUACAUUUGCGAUGGAGAGGAUGACUGUUAUGACAACAGCGACGAGGGAAAAUGUGGUACACCGCCAGCAGGCUCGAGGUGUCCUCUUACUCAUUUUGAUUGUGGUAGUGGCUCGGUUAUUUCCGAUUUUGAGUGUAUCUUUAGAAGCUUUAGAUGUGACGGCCAACCUGACUGUGCCAAUGGCAUUGACGAAGUGAAUUGUACGCGCCCAAGAAUAACAGAAUCCACCACAUAUCCUAUUGACAUCAGUGUUGGAGAAACAGUUCACUGCAUGUGUGCGGCUACUGGCGAACCACCUCCUGUUAUAUCUUGGCGGUUUAACGACAAAAGAAUUCCUUCUACACCAAGAUUGACCGUCCAGUCUAUCAAUGGCAAGAGCCAACUUACGCUAAGAAAUGCCACUAAAGCAAUGUCGGGAAGUUACCAGUGUGAAGCUCACAAUACCAAGGGAUCUGUUCGUGCUUAUCCAACAUGUGUCAUUAAGGUGAAAGUUCCAGGAGAUGCUUGCAAGCCUCCACGAUUCAAUGCUGCUGCUUUAUCACCAGACGAGUGUCGUGAAUGCUUCUGUAUGGGAGUCACAAAGGAUUGUCAAAGUGCCUCUCUCUACAAAAAACAGAUUGAAACAAAGUUCGUCGAACCUGGAGAUUUUCAUGGGUUUCGUCUUGUUAACGAGAACGAAGAAGAGAUUAAAACAAAGAAAUAUAGAGUGGAUGUCAGCUCGGGAGCGCUGCGAAUUAGAAAUAUCAAUGAAACUGUUAAUUACUUUUGGAAACUACCAAAACAAUACCUAGGCAAAAGGUUCACAAGUUAUGGGGGCGUUCUUCAAUUCCACCUAAAGCGUUCCAGUCCUUCUGUUCUUGGAAAAAUAGAUGUUGUUGAUAGAAAGCAACAACGAGACGCUCUCAACCAACCAAAAGGGCAAACACCAGCUGACGUCAUAAUGAAGGGCAAUAGAAUAAUUUUGGAGUAUCGUCAUAUCCUAGAGCCUCAGCCUGAGGUAUUCAAUCAUCUUAUUACUCCUCUCGUAGAGGAAGUGUGGAAAACUACUGAUGGGAGACUUGCCAGACGAGGAGAUCUCAUGAGAGUAUUGUUCAAUCUUGAUUCCAUUCUUAUUCGAGUUGGCAAAGGAAAAUACCAAUCUAUCAGCGUCAAAGAUGUUUCUCUUGACGUGGCCACGCCAACUGACAAGGGACAGGGACAAGCCAUUUUUGUGGAGCAGUGCCGCUGUCCACAAGGAUACCAAGGGCUUUCUUGCCAGUCGUGCGCGGCAGAUUACAUUCGAGAUCCUGGAGCCGAGUCUUUUCCAUUAAGAUGCAUCAAGUGCGCAUGUCAUGGACAUUCUAGUGAAUGUCAUCCAAGCAACGGGACCUGCUUCAACUGUGCUCAUAACACCGAAGGUCCCUAUUGUAACAAAUGUAGACCUGGUUUUUAUGGUGACGCUCGAAAAGGUACACCAACUGAUUGUUUACCUUGCCCAUGCCCACGUGACCGUCUACCAUAUAGGUUUAGCAAAACAUGUUUUCUGGCAAAGGAUGGAAAACCUACUUGUGAUGCGUGUGAGAAGGAGUACACUGGACGAAACUGUGAAAGGUGCAGCAAAAAUUACACAAGAAACCCACUAGUACCUGGUGAAAAAUGUUUACCGGCAGGGCCUGAGUCAUGUGAUAUCCGAGGAAGCUAUUCUGAGAAACCAGACCGAGAAACACGCAGAUGCCGCUGUAAGCCUUAUGUGACAGGAGCCACGUGUAACGCAUGCCUAUCAGGAUACUUUGGUUUUGGUUUAGAUCCCUACGGUGGAUGUUUGAGAUGCUUCUGUAAUGGAGUGUCUGAUAAAUGUGCAAGCUCGAUGCUCAACAAAACACAGAUCACUGUGGUGUUCAUAAAAGGAGGUUCCCAGGGUGUUACUAUGACCAAUGCUAACGAAACGUUACAAGAUGAAAGCUUUCUUUAUAACUCAGUAACACAAGAGUUGGUUCACCAGGUUAAUCGAGAUAAAAUUCCACUUUUCUGGAAACUACCAGAGACGUUCACUGGAAAUAAGCUAACAUCAUACGGAGGAAUAUUGUCUUUCGUUAGUUCUUACGAUAUCAGCAAACAAGGAAAGACGGUUACAGUGCUUUUGAAGGGCAAUGGACUUAUACUCAAGAAUAGUCAACCAGUUGGUCUUCGGCAGCAAGAGUAUACCUUCGUACUUAAAGAGGGACUUUGGCGUAACCUUGAGGACCAAGUAGUGUCACGUAGUCGACUAAUGAUGGUCCUGUCGUCACUGGGCUCUAUUCUUAUCGAGGCACUUUAUGACACAAAGUCUUUACAUGCAAGUCUUCGUGAAGUGUCAUUGGACAUGGCAGUUGAUCAUCCAACUAAUCAGUCACGUGCUUUAAAGGUAGAAAAGUGCGAAUGUCCAAAAGGAUAUGUAGGUUUCUCAUGUGAGUCAUGUGAUAAGGGCUACUACAAGAAAUCAGAUGGAAGAUUGCUGGACAGAUGUGCAAAAUGUGCAUGUAAUAAGCAUUCUGAAGAAUGUGAUGCGUCUGAUGGCACCUGCCAGAACUGUUUACACAAUACUUUUGGGGAUCACUGCGAAAAAUGUAAACCUGGUUUCUAUGGCGACCCGACUGUUGGUUCAAUCUACGAUUGCAGGCCUUGCACAUGCCCAAUGACAAAAUCUCCCAAUAGAUUUAGCAAGACUUGUUUCGUUGAUAGCGAUGGUUUUCCUACUUGUGAUGCCUGCCCCGUUGGCUAUACUGGAAGGAAGUGUGAGAGAUGCAUAGAUCCUUUUGUUGGGAACCCUUUGGUCGUUGGCGACUUCUGUAAAUUUGAGGAGGAUUGUGGAUGCGAUCCAAGAGGAACAGUAAACAACACUUGUGACCCUUUCACUAGGCAGUGCUUUUGUAAGGAUAAUGUUGAAGGAAAACGAUGUAACAAAUGCAAAGUGAGCAAUUUCAACCUGGAUUCGGGUAAUCCUGAUGGUUGUAUGCCGUGCUUUUGCUUUGGUGUGACGUCACAAUGUAAAUGUGCAAGAGGAUUCCGUGACAAGGUUCGACUAUCUUACAGAUACGAGCCAAAUGGGCUAGACAGCGCUGUUCGUUUGGUUGAUCGCCUGGGUGUUACUGUCGUGAACACUGGAAUACUACUGGUUGGUGUUCCACCACAAUUUGUUUAUAACCGGUUUGAUCGGUUGCCAAGGAAAACUUACUAUUGGUAUCUACCGAUACAGUUUCUUGGAGAUAAAAUCAGCUCAUAUGGUGGGACAUUGAGCUACACGAUAUCUCAUGACACAUUACCUGGAGGUCAGCUAACUAGAGAAUCAGACGUCGAAAUCAGAGGAUAUGGUUUAGUACUGGUACACAAGCUAAGGUUUCCACCAACGGGAGGAGAAGAAAUCACUCAUCACGUCCGUCUAGUUGAGUYCUCAUUCACAUUUCCUAAUGGACUAGCCGUGUCUCGUGAAGACUUGAUCAUCGCUUUGUCGGCUAUAAAGAGUAUUCUUAUAAGGGCUACCUAUAGCAGUACAACAUACCAAGCAAGCCUAUAUGCCGUCGCAAUGGACAUUACCGUCCCACACGACACAUUACUUGAACAAAUCAACACAGUAGAGCAGUGCAAAUGUCCUCGUGGUUAUGCUGGAUUAUCAUGCCAGAAAUGUUCACGUGGUUAUACUCGAGUCAAGCCAGGUCCAGGCUUCUCUCGCUGUGUUCGCUGUAACUGCAACGAACACAGUUUAGAGUGUGAUCCUGAAACUGGAAAAUGUUUGAACUGCAAUGAUAAUACAGCUGGAGAUCACUGUGAGCUGUGUAAGGAUGGUUACUAUGGCGACGCUACUCGGGGAUCACCGGCUGAUUGUAAAGUUUGUUCAUGUCCUCUUAGCAUUCCAACGAAUUUGUUUAGUAAAAGUUGUCGUAUCGAUAUUGAUGGAUACCCAACAUGUACAGCUUGUCAACAAGGUUACAUGGGACGUGAUUGUGGAAGAUGUUCACAAGGCUACACAGGGAACCCAAGAUCACCUGGAGGAAAGUGUGAAAAAGUACCAGAGGAGUUGUUGCCGAAGGCCACCGUCUGGCCGCAAUAUCGUAGAGACAGCGAGGGCACACGAACAGUAUUUUAUUGUUUAUCCAAUGGUAAAAGACCGUUAACGGUCAGUUGGUCUCGCCUGGACAACCGUCCCCUGUCAUCACGUGCACAGGCAGACAGUCGCGCUAUUAAUAUACCUAUUGUACGUAAAGAGGACGAAGGAGGAUAUGUGUGUACUGUAAGAAAUGCAUAUGGACAACAUACUGCACGAGGAACUCUCAACGUGCUGGCAAGACCCGAGGAUCCAAUCACAGUAUCAGUUUCUCCACGAACACUUCACAUCUCAGCCAAGAAAACUGCUCGUUUCGUCUGUAAAGCUAAGAGUCCCACGUAUGCAACGGUUAAAUGGACCAAGGGCCAAUCAGGGACGCUACCCCCUGACGCCAAAGACAAAGAUGGAAUAUUAACCAUACCAUCUGCUAGUGGAUGGCAUACGGGAACAUAUACGUGUACAGGGUCCAAUCAGUACAGUUUUGAUCAGAUUAGUGUUCAGCUAAGAGUUGCAGAUGUUAUCAGACCUCAAGUGUCUAUUAUUCCUCGCUUCCUCACUGUAGAUGAAGGGGAUCCUGUGGAAUUUCGAUGUUCUGCCAGUGGUUUCCCCCCACCUGAGCUUACUUGGACAGGUCGUGCUGUGGGUCGUCUUCCUGAUGAGGUUCUGUUGUCUAAGGGUAAUUCAGUUUUCAAAAUCCUUAAAGCCAAGAAGGACCACGAAGGGGAAUACUUCUGUAUUGCAAAAAAUGACGGCGCCUUGGGAAGGAUGAGAACAGUAUUGAACGUUAAAGCCAUUGGAAGUGCUCCAAUAGUCCAGAUAAACCCCAAUCAACUAUUAUUAACCGAAGGUGAUGUGGCUGAAUUGAAGUGUACAGCCACCGGCGACCCACAACCGAUUAUUCGCUGGAAUCGAGUUGAGGGGAAUUUUUCGCAGUCGACUUCGAGGGUAGGCGGCGUAAUGAGAAUCGAUCCCACAGCUGUUGAAGACCAGGGCACCUAUGUCUGCACUGCGGCAAACCGGUUUGGAGCUGUCGCAGAAAAUGCUGUCAUCAGUGUAGAAAAAGACCAAUCUAUUUCUCCAACCGCUUCUGUAUUCCCUGAUGAAAUCACUGCAAAUGAAGGAGAAACAGCAGAAAUAACCUGUGAAAUCUACGGCAGUCCCACACCGAGCAUGGAAUGGAGCCGAGUGGGCGGAGUUCUACGAGAUAAUCAUAUCCUCAAGGAAAACAAGCUAAGUAUCGUUAACAUCACUGAAAAUGACGAAGGAAUGUAUGUCUGCAUUGCACAGAACAGAAAAGGAGUCAAACAAGCAACAUCGAUUGUGCGAGUUACAAAGAAUAUGAUGCCAAAAGUAGAGAUAAUGCCAACCGCCAAUCAAACUGUGAUUGGUGGUGAAACGGUCGUUUUCAGGUGCAUGGUAAAGGAAGGAGAGCCAAAACCAUCAGUGAUGUGGAUGGACAGCAGUGAAAGACCUGUCAAUACCUCUGCUUCACAUGUCAAGGAUAAUGUAUUGAUGAUAUCACAUGUUUCAAGUGAAGACGAGGGUCGCUAUGUUUGUCGGGCUAGCAAUUCUAUAGGGACUGUUUAUGCUGAAGCUGUGCUUACAGUUCAAGCUGAACCACAUGUAUCCGUCACGCCGUCAAGUCCCCACGUAGUCCCAGUGGGUAGUCAAGUCACACUCGUCUGUUCAGCAACAGGUGACCCCCUCCCCACUAUGCAGUGGAUUGCUCCGGUCUCGAACAGCGCACUUCUUAGACCCGUCAAGAUUAAACCAGGCAAGUUGCAGUUGGUCAUUGAGCAUGUGACGUUACAAGAUCAAGGUGAUUAUCGAUGUAUGGCGACUAAUGUAGCUGGGAGUUCACAAGCUUUUAUAAAGAUAGUCGUCACACCGCUCGUGAAUAAGCCACCAGACGUAAUGGUUUUUCCUACCAAUAGUACAAUGCUGGAAGGCGAAAAGGUCGUGUUUCAGUGUGAUAAAUCCGGUAUACCUACCCCUACUGUGACAUGGUCCAGAGUAGGAGGUAGUUUGCCGGAUACGGCCAUUAUCUCGGAGUCUGGGCUGUUGAAAAUAGAAUCUGUCAGUUCCAAUGACCAGGGAGUGUACUUAUGCACAGCAAUAAACAGUGAAGGUUCAGCUACAGCUAAAGCAGAAUUAAAGGUUACAGUUCCUCCAAAGGUUUCCAUAACUCCACAGCAAGUGUCUGUCAAUCUGGGGGAUUCAAUUCGUUUAUUUUGUGUCUCUUCUCCGACACUUCCCCUGGCAUGGACCAAACACAGGGGUACCAUAUCUGAUAGUGCGGUAAUUGACGGGGGAGUCCUAAUAAUAAUGGAAACUACCGUCCAUGAUACUGGGAAGUACCGUUGUCAAGCAAGGAACGAUGCAGGUUCUAAUGAUGCUGUUGCUAUGGUAACUGUAUUUGUGCCUCCCAAAAUCGAAAUGUCUUCAGCCAAUUACGUGACAGCCCUUGGCUCCAACGUCACAUUCAAAUGUAAUGCCACAGGAACCCCACAUCCGGUCAUAACUUGGACGAAAGAAAAUGGAUAUCUUCCAAAAUAUCAUAUAAAUGAGGGAGGCGCACUGACUAUCUUUGACAUGAAGGGAGUGGAUCAAGGCAGGUAUUUGUGUACAGCGACUAAUGCUGCAGGAUAUUCAGAGAUGACGGUUACUUUAGCAAUUGAAGGGCUUCCGAACGUAUCGAUCGUUGGUGGCACGUCAGUCAAAACUGUUCCCGUAGGGGGUAACCUAACUUUACAGUGCCUUGGGAAUGGGAUCCCAAGGCCAAGCAUUCGCUGGAAUAGAGUUGAUGGUGAACUACCCAAAAAUGUAGAGGAAGGCGAAGGUGCUUUGCUGAUUAAGGAUGCCCAACCUUCGUAUGGAGGUUCAUAUCGCUGUACCGCCAGAAAUAGGGUUGGCUCAGUCCAGUCACAAGUCGUUAUAUUCAUUCAAGAUGCACCAAAAGUGACUAUCAGUCCAGAAGUACACAAAGUCAAAAUAGGUGAAGCUGCUAAAUUCAGCUGCAUCGCAAGUGGGUCUCCAUCACCGGAAGUUACCUGGGAUCGUUUGAAUCAUAGCACACUUUCUAAUCGACAUAAAAUAAAGGGAGGCCAGCUGAUAAUUACAAAUAUAUCACGUGACGAUGCUGGUAUUUACAUAUGUCGUGCUGCAAACAUGGAAGGUACUGCAGAAUCAUCUGCUACUAUUAAGAUAAAAGGAACAGUUCCAAGAUUUGAACAAAAUCCUGCCUCAUAUAUGACGUUUCCAACCUUGACAAACGACCAUUUCAACUUCACUAUUGAGUUAUUUUUCGUCCCUGAGAUUGCUGAUGGAUUAAUUCUCUACAACGACCAGCAUGACAUUGACGGUGUAGGAGACUUUGUUGUUUUUGGGAUGUCAGAUGGGUUUGCUGAGUUUAGAUUCGACCUAGGAUCAGGUGGUCCAGCGCUCAUACGCAGUAAAUACCAACUUGUAUUGAACGACUGGUACACAGUAAAGCUGACUCGAUAUGGAAACCAGGGAACACUCCAAAUCAAUAAUGAAGAGAUAAGAAGAGGGAAUUCUAAAGGAAAGACGACUCAAUUGAAUUUGAACCAGCCUUUACACCUUGGAAGCGUGGCUAAUUUCAGCUUGAUAAAAAGCUUGGCUGGAUUUAGCAAGGGAUUUAUUGGAUGUAUGGGUUACGUAGCUGUCGAUGGCAAGCAUAUUGAACUCGGAAAACCUGAUGUAAGUGUGGGAGUGACUGACUGUGAACCAUGUCUAACCAUGCCUUGUAAAAACACAGGAAAAUGUCUAGAGACCAACGAGGCUCCUGGUUUUGUCUGUAACUGUAGAUCAGGAUUCAAUGGUCUAACGUGUCAGGAAUUCGGGGAGCGGUGUUUUCCUGGCGCGUGUAAGAAUGGACGGUGUGUGAACUUGGAGGAUGGGGGUUUGAAAUGUAUAUGUCCCGUAGGAUACACAGGGAAGAGAUGCGAAGAAGGUACAAAGAUCGAAACACCGAUGUUUGAAGAGACAUCCUUCAUGUCUUACCCAGCAAUCCAAGGGGCCCUAUUAGAAACUAAAUUGAGCAUGCGCUUUAUGGUACACGAAGAUGGCAACAUGCUACUGUUAUACAAUGGUCAGCAGGUUUAUCCUACUCGAGGUGAUUUCAUAUUAUUGGCUGUGGUCGACGGUAAACUGGAAUUCCGAUUCGACUUAGGCUACGGGGCCGCAGUAAUACAAAGCAAGAAUAACAUAACCACUGGACAUUGGCAUACAGUCGUAGCUGAAAGAUUUUAUCGUGACGGCUCUAUGAUCUUGGAUUCAGAGCCAGCGGUGAAGGGAAAAGCGCCGUGCUGUGGUGUUGGUCUUAAUCUAGCACUGCCUCUUUAUAUUGGUGGACUGCCAAACAUGACUACAGAUGCCACCAAGAGACUCGAGGUGGAUAAAGGUUUAAUAGGCUGUGUUUCCGACUUGUCUAUCGACGACAAUGAAAUUGACUUGGUGAAUUCUUAUGUUGAGAUGAGGAGUAUUAAGCAGUGUAAAGCCUGCCUCCUUCCUUGUCAGGUGAAACCUUGUAUGAACAAUGCUACAUGUGAGCCGCAAGGACAGACAGCUUACAUAUGUAUCUGCUCUCCAGGCUACACAGGAAAGAAUUGCGAGUUUCCUCUGGUAGGGCCUGGAAAAAACCGUACUUGUCUUAAUGGGGGAUUACCCUUUCCUCCAACGGGAAGAGUUUGUGAUUGUCCCAUAGGAUAUGGAGGGACGCGUUGUGAGAGUGUCGUCCAGUUACAAGACACCAUUUCUUUCUCUGGAGACGGUUACGUACAAUAUCUAAAUUCUAUCAUGAAGCGAAAAUUAAGGAAGCUGGAGACGAUAACAUUGAGAUUUAAGACGAGUUCACGAAACGGGCUCAUUUUUUGGCAAGGACAGAAAAUUGGUGCAUCAAAAGGCGAUUAUAAUUCACUAGGGUUACGAAAUGGGUAUCUUGAAUACAGUUUUGAUUUAGGGGCGGGUCCUGCUUUACUGGUAUCUCGCCGCCAACUGGAUGAUGGGAAAUGGCAUUACGUGAAGAUGUUCAGGCAAAGUGAAAAAGGUGUACUGAUAGUCGAUAACGACGAGAUGGUAAAUGGAACUUCAUCAGAAGGAGCAAGGAGUUUGAACAGCCCUGGACCGAUAUUCCUAGGCGGUGGCGAAGACAUCACCAGCCUUACAUUUGGACGAUUYAGUUAUAAUUACAAGGGAUGUAUAGGAGGACUUUAUUUGCAGUCAAGAGCCGUCAAGCUACAAAAAGAUGCAGCAAAAGGAUACAAUGUUUUACCGUGCGAAACUGAAGACGACUAUACCUGAUAAGAUCUGUCACACGACUAAUAUCACUUUAUUCUGCAUGCGCUGAAUUCUUUACUACCUACAGGGAUAUAUUAUAUAAUAAACGUACCUUUUGGUGAUAUCGAAAACAGACUAAAGCAUUUACAUACUUCAUUCUAUAACACUAAUCACAGGUUUCUUACUUAAAGCUAGAGAUUUUGGUGUGGUGAUAACCUCGGGGCGAAAGGAAAAAAUAUCAUAGAUUACUAGAUAAGGAAUAAUCUUUUUUUCAUUUAAAGUAUACUGAAAAUAAAAUUAAUUAAAGAACUAUAAUUCAUUUGCACAA